Messenger RNA from Mercenaria mercenaria, 5892 nucleotides. RefSeq names its product syntaxin-17-like. Gene Ontology annotation, biological process: intracellular protein transport; exocytosis; vesicle fusion. Gene Ontology annotation, cellular component: endomembrane system; plasma membrane; SNARE complex. Gene Ontology annotation, molecular function: SNAP receptor activity; SNARE binding. The record is from RefSeq and is a predicted model, not a curated record. The transcript has 8 exons. Lineage: Eukaryota; Metazoa; Mollusca; Bivalvia; Venerida; Veneridae. Bases 420 to 1409 code for a protein of 329 amino acids.
ACAGGGACGCGAACAUUGAAAUUGGUUUCCCCUCAAUAACUUGUGAACCACUGGACCUAGAACCUUCAAACUUGAUAGCCUGAUUGCACAAUAACACUAUCAUGAACAAGGUAUUAAGUUGACUGAUACCUUUAUUUACAACUAAGAGAAAUUUGAGGAGGAAACAAUUUCUGAAGUAUAAGAAGAAGAUAUUCUUGAAAUAUUUGAUGUUGAAAAAGACCUUUAACCCGAACAUACAACCACACUGAGAUGUUUGAAAAAGAAAAUGUAAAAAAAACCAAAGAAUUUCUGUCACUUUUGAGUUGCAAUUGAAAAAAAUACAUUCUGGUGAUGUUGCAUGUAUGCUGUUUGUUGAUGCAGACAAUGUUCAGCAGGUUACAUAUGCAUAAUGACACAAUUCUUGAAGAAACACAUGGUGAAUGGCAACAUUUGAAAGAUGUACAGAUAAUCAGACAAGAACAGAUGCUGUCCAGCACAGAAAGUACCCUCUGGUGAGACUUGAACCAUCUAUACAGAAGUUCCUGAAGGUGAUACAGAUUGACUUAGCUAGGCUUCACAGACAUAGACUUAAUGUUGAAAAGUUUAAUCGACUACAAGACUGGACCAGUCUACAUACAGAACAGAUUAAUGCAACUAGAACCAUUCAACAAAUCAAGGCCAACAUACAUGAGAUAGAGAAGUCCAGACUUCAAGUCUGUGAUGAAGAUUUGGAGAAGUUUGACAACAAAAUAAAUGAUAUGAAACAUAGUGCAAUGAAGUCAGUUUGUGAGUUUGUAGACCUGGUACAUGGCUAUACAGGUGAUGCUAGAAAUUCCAGUUCUGACAGUUCACCGGGUGAUGAACUUCAGCCUUUGACCUUUGAUUCCUCGACUCACCUCUUUCAAGGUCAGAUGCAGUUAAAUGAACCACCAGAAAACACGCAAGUGGCUGAAUCAUGGGAAAAUCUACAAGAGAAUUUAGAGGAACUGAAUAUGAUGAUACAUCAGUUUGCUUCAGUUGUAAAUACUCAGCAAGAGGGUAUAGACAGGAUAGAAGAUAAUAUAGAACAUGCACACUCAUCUGUCAGAGAAGGUUCAGAAUAUUUAGGAAAGAGUUCUAACUACAAGGCUGCAGUACUUCCUAUAGCAGGGGCUGUUGUUGGUACAAUGUUAGCUGGGCCUGUAGGUUUGAUUGCUGGGGCCAAAAUUGGGGGAGUUUUAGGGGUUGCCGGAGGAAGUGUGGCAGGCUUUUUAGGUGGAAGCUAUUUUAAAAAGAGGAGAGAAAAGGUUACAGAGAUGGAACUGUCAAAAUUAAGUAGAUCAAAUUCCCUACCAGAUAUACAUCUUGAGCCUGCAGAUGGAAGCUCCUUGUUUGGAUGGGGAAGAAAAAGGAACCAGUCCACGGCAGAAAUACAAGAAACUAGUUCAUGACAGAUAUAUACAUGAAGGAGAAAUAUUAACUAAGAACUAAUACCUACAAAAAGGUUGUGAUACUGAAAAAUGUUUUCUUCAGAUGUGUUAUAUUGUCAGCUUUGUUAAUCUAUACACAUCAGUUUAUUUAGUUAGCUAUUUUUGCAUAAAGAAAGGUUCAAGCUUGUUGUCCCCUGCCAAAGGCGUAGGGAUAUAGUUUUGGUGUUGUCGUCUUGCCAACCGUCCAUCCAUCCAUAUCUAUGACAUGGUGUAGAGUAUUUAGAUAAAACAUGGUAGAAAUGCCACACUGCAAGUUUUGGUCAAGGUAACAUUAGUAAGAUCAGAUUUAUGGCCCUUCGUACAUGUAUACAUGUAUAUAUAUAUAUAUAUUACAUAUAUAGUGAUAUAUUUAGUGAUUUAUUAUAUGCCCAAAGGGACGUAUUAUGUUUUACCCCCGGUGUCCGUCUGUCUGUUGGCAAUUUUGUGUCCACUCAAGGCCCCUUAAGAAUUUCAAAGAAACUUGACACAAAUCUUCACCACGCCGAGAUGACAUGCAGAGUGCAUGUUUUGGUCAAGGUCACACUUAGGAGUCACAGGUCAUAUAUGACUUUGCUUUGUGUUACGAUAUUGCUCUGCAUUGCAGUGCUCUUGUUUUUAUUUGGCAGAUCCCUUUUUUGUUCACUUACAAUAAAAAAAUUUGAAUUACUUCCCUUUUAUGUUACUAUAAAUAGCUUAUUUGGAAAGUUUUUUAUUAUUGGCAGUAGGGAAGAACCGAGACCACGUUUCUAUGGUACAACAUGGAUGGUACCUCCAAUUUGUAGGUGUGUUUUGACAUACCUGUACCUAAUAAAGAUUUUUUUGUGGACUUGGAUUUUUUUUUUUUUAAAUUUCUUCCCUUUGUUGUUCCUGUCCUUUGGGCUUCAACAGCCAAGUUCUUUAAAUUUUGCUCCCAUCCUCUGAUGUAACCCUUGGGGCUUAUAUUGCCCCGCUUGGUGGAGCUCUUGUUCUAUUUUCUGUCUGCCGGAGUCGUAUCUCUGACAUGGUUGGAAGGAUUUCAAUAAAACAUAGUAGAAAUGUUAAUUGCUAUAGGGCAAUGCAGCCAUGCUAGUUUUAUUCAGAUUGGUUGAGGAAGACAAGAUAUAUGGCCCUUUGCAAUUAUUUAUAUAGUACAUAGGUAGACUUUUAUGCAUUUUUUUUGUCAGUCUUGAGUCAUAUCUCAGAAUUGGAUUGUAGGAUUAGAAAUGUUAACUGCUGUACAGAAAUGUGGCCAUGUAAGUGCAAGUUGGAUUGCUUGCGUCAGACAAGAUUUAUAGCCCUUUGCACUUAUAUAUAUAAUUCAUAAAUAGUGCACAUUCUGUCCAUCCAGAGUCAUAUCUCUUACAUGGUUUUAAUGGAUUUAAAUAAUACAUGGUAGAAUUUAUAACAUUAAAUGCACUAGGGAAAUGUGGGCCUGCAAGUUUCAGACAGAUUGUUUGAAGAAAACGAGAUUUAUGGUGCUUUUGUAUUUAUGUCUCCUCAAUCGGUGGGGAGACAUAUUGCUUUUGCCUUUGCCGUCCGUCUGUAUUAGUAACAGCUGGCCAGAUUUUGACGAAACUUAACAGGAGUGAUCAGUACCAAGUCUAGUUGUGCAUAUCGCCGGCACAUUCCAUUUUGCUGGAAAAAAUGGCAGCAAGAGCUAAAAAUAGAAAAAUCUUGUCGGUUUGCACAGGUCAAACUGCUGGCUGGAUAUCGACGAAACUUCACAGGAGUGAUCAGUACCAAGCCCAGUUGUACAUAUCGCCGACACGUUCUUCUGUGCUGCACAAAAUAGCUACAAGAGCUAAAGAUAGAAAAAUCUUGUCCGGCUUUUGCAUGUCAAAUUACUGGCUGUUAUUCAACAAAACUUCACAGGAGUGAUCAGUACCAAACCCCAGUUGUGCAUAUCGCUGGCACGUUGCACUUCGCUGCACAAAAUGGCCACCAGAGCUAAAAGUAGAAAAUCUUGUCCGGCUUUCACAGGUCAAACUGCUGGACAGGUUUUGAGGAAACUUCAUAGGAGUGAUCAGUACCAAGCCUAGUUGUGCAUAUCGCUGACACAUUGCGCUUCGCUGCACAAAGUGGUAGCCAGAGCUUAUGAUAGAAAAAUCUUGUCCGGCUUUCACAUGUCAAACUGCUGGCAGGAUUUCGACGAAACUUCACAGGAGUAAUCAGUACCAAACCCCAGUUGUGCAUAUCACUGGCAUGUUCCGCUUCGCUGCACAAAAUGGCCACCAGAGCUAAAAAUAGAAAAAUCCCUCUUCCAUCCUUAGAAUAUAUAGGUGGGAGACAAUCAUAUGUUUCUGUGACAAAAACACCUAGUUUUAUAUGUAAUACAUAAAGUGUGUUUUUAUUAUAUCCCUGGGAUGUAUUGUGUGAUGGCAGGUGUGUCUGUCAGUCAUAAUUCAUGUCUAUAACCAUUAAUGCCAUUUAAACUUGGCAUAUAAGUAGAUGGCGAUGAGAUGAUGUGCAGAGCAUAUGAACUGGCUCUAUAGAUUAAAGGUCAAGGUUACAAAAUGAGCUAAAAGGUCAGUUCCAUCAUAUUUUGUGUUCAGAGCAUAACUAAAUAACUAUGAGAGGUAUUGACUUCAAACUUGGCAUGUAGGAAGCUUGCGUGCAGGCCAUGGUUUAAGGUGUAUUUUGGAUUGCUAAGGUCAAGGUCAAGAGCAUCAUUACUAAAAAUAGAAAAGUGAUUUUCUCACAGUAACUUCAGUUUAGAAUGAAGUAAGCAGACCAAACCUGGUAUAGGUAGCUUUCAUAGAGACAAUCUUUUUUAGCUCACCUGUCACAUAGUGACAAGGUGAGCUUUUGUGAUCACCCUUCGUCCGUCGUCCGUCCGUCAACAAUUUCUUGUCAGCACGAUAGUGGUUUCAUUUAUGAUUUUAUUUUAACCAAACUUGCACACAACUUGUAUCACCAUAAGAUCACGGUUCCUUUCUUGAACUGGCCAGAUCCCAUUAUGGGUUCCAGAGUUAUGGCCCCUGAAAGGGCCAAAAUUAGCCAUUUUGACAUUGUCUGCACAAUAGCAGCUUUAUUUAUGAUUUGAUUUUUACCAAACUGGCACACAACUUGUAUCACCAUAAGGUCUUGGUUCCUUUCUUGAACUGGCCAGAUUCCAUUAUGGGUUCCAGAGUUAUGGCCCCUGAAAGGGCCAAAAUUAGCUAUUUUGACAUUGUCUGCACAAUAGAAGCUUCAUUUAUGAUAUGAUUUUAACCAAACUUGCACACAACUUGUAUCACCAUAAGAUCUUGGUUCCUUUCUUGAACUGGCCAGAUUCCUUCAUGGGUUCCAGAGUUAUGGCCCCGUAAAGGUCCAAAAUUGGCUAUUUUGGCUUUUGCAGCCAUAUAGAGACUUCAUUUUUGGUUUUAUUUGAUACAAACUUCCAAAAUAUCUUCAACAACAAUAAAUCUUGGAUUUCAUGACAAAUCAGAUCCAAUCAUAGGUUCCAGAGUUGUUUUAUAUCUGAUUACCUCCCCUGAUUGUAAUCAAAAUGGAUUUGUAUCAGUAAGUACUUAUAGGACUUAUUUGAAAUUUCAUUAUUGUUAUUAGUUGGACUGAGACAGUCAGGGUAGAUAACUAUGGACUGAUUAUAUGUCAAAUUACCUCCCUUUAUUUUAAAUAAAAAUGGGUAUAUCUCCGUAACUAACGAAGAUACUGAUCUGAAAUUUCAUUUAUGUCAACAGAUGUAUUUGGCAGAUCCUUCUUUUGUUCACUUACAAUAUUUUUUUUUUAAUUACUUCCCUUUUACUUUACUAUAAAUAGCUUAUUUUUAGUAACUUUUUUAUUAUUGGCCGUAGGGAAAAAUCGAGACCACUUUUCUGUGGUACAACAUGGAUGGUACUUCCAAUUUUUAGGUGUAUUUUGACAUAUCUAUACCUUGUAAGAAUUUUUUUGUUUGUUUUUGGUUAAAUUUCUUCCCUUUGUUGUUCCUGUCCUUUGGACUUAGAUAUAUUUUUUCUGAGGGUCUUCUUGUCCUCAAGUGCAAUGAUAACAGGUGAGCGAUAUAGGGUCAUCAUGGCCCUCUUGUUAUUUCAUUUUAAUCAGGUAGCUUUGGUCAAGGUCAUUGUUACUAAAUAUAGAAAAAUGUUUUCAUGCCCCCGAAGGGAGGCAUAUUAGUUUUCAACUGUCCAUCCGUUAGUUCGUCACAAUGUUAACUUUCAACAUUAACUUUUUGCAUGAAGGCACUUUACUCGUGAACCACUGAACUCGGGACCUUCAAACUUCACAUGCUAAUAGUACUUAUUGAGUACAUGACCCCUAUUGACUUUGGGGUCACCAGGUCAAGGUCACCAGGUCAAAGGUCAAGGCGCUGCUUGGGCAUUUGUCACCAUUAGUGACAGCUCUUGUUUUAUUUAUAAUUAAGAAUGAAUAACUUUCAAAAAGACUGAAAUUCAAUUGUAUUUAAGUGCUUUAUGUAGGCAAAUAAUGCUUCUUUUCCUGUUUGGUGGGGUAUACCAAUUCACUGAAUUAAAUCUGUCUUGAGGUACCA